Molecule: messenger RNA, 1088 nt
Organism: Cuscuta campestris
Lineage: Eukaryota; Viridiplantae; Streptophyta; Magnoliopsida; Solanales; Convolvulaceae
Source: the annotation of a GenBank genome assembly
CUCAGUUCUUCUUCAUUCUGCUCCCGACUCUCCGGCCGGCCGCGCAAUCGGAGCUCUCCACCGCCUCCGCCUCCCUCCACAUUAUGGAAACUCACAGCUGUUUCUUCGCGGUGGCUCUGGUCGUCUCCUCCUCCGUUCUCUUCGCUUCCGGGGACUCCCUCCGUCCUUUCGCCCGAGGAUGGUACUCUGCCACCGCUACAUGGUACGGAAGCCCCGACGGCGACGGCAGUGACGGUGGGGCGUGCGGGUACGGGACGAUGGUGGACGUGAGGCCGUACAGGGCGAGGGUGGGGGCGGUGAGUCCAGUGCUGUUUAAGAACGGCGAGGGCUGCGGCGCCUGCUACAAGGUCAAGUGUUUGGACAGGUCUAUAUGUACGAGAAAGGCAGUCACGGUGAUUAUCACUGACCAGGCUCCUGACCGCUUCAGUGACCGUCCCCUUCUCGACCUCAGCGGUGCUGCCUUCAGCCGCAUGGCGGUCACCGGCUACAGUGGCAGCCUCCGUAACCGCGGCGAGAUGCCCGUCAUUUACCGCCGGACGAAAUGCAAGUAUCCAGGGAAGAACAUAGCCUUCCGGGUGAACGAGGGCUCAACUGGCUAUUGGCUUUCCCUUUUGGUCGAGUUUGAGGAGGGCGAUGGAGAUAUUGGCUCCAUGCACAUCCGACAGGUACAAUUCCAUUUUCAUCAUUUCUCGAUCACUUUAAUUACUUACUCUAAUUCAAUUCAUUUUUCCUUUUUAGUUUAAUUGAUCAAUUUUUCCAUGGCUGAAACUAACUACUCCGUAAUUAAUUCAAAAUUAGUGGUGGAUGAUCAUAUAAUUCAAAAAGUGUGGAGGCACCCUAUAAAAAGGUUGUGCCAAAUUUUCUCGACCGCGCACUAGCUACAAAAGUCGCACUCCACUCUACUUUUUGUUUUUGUUUAUCAAAUUACGGAGUAUACUUUUAAACGUACCACUAAUUCUCGUGAUUGCUCCUUUAAAAAAGUUUUGAUAAUACGGCCGGCUCAAUUUCACCCUUUAAUUUUUUUUUCAACUUUAUCCUUUUAGUGCAUGGUUCAAAUGAAAAAAUGAGAAUAAAUAAAAAUGCAUAUG